Messenger RNA from Kwoniella shivajii, 702 nucleotides. RefSeq lists its product as uncharacterized. Lineage: Eukaryota; Fungi; Basidiomycota; Tremellomycetes; Tremellales; Cryptococcaceae. The record is from RefSeq and is a predicted model, not a curated record. The transcript is spliced from 7 exons. Bases 1 to 702 code for a protein of 233 amino acids.
AUGGCGACCAUAGUAGACGACUCGAAUUGGAAUUUGGUAUGGUCAGGGACUUCGUGGCGGACGGAACACAGUGAUGACCCAUCGACUGGAAGAUACUUUAAUAGUGGGCUUUACGGUGUUACAGUGGAUAAUGGGAAUAUUCAAUAUUUCUCUGGAUACUCAGAAGAAGGCCAAUUUCAAGCUACUUUAUUUGCUACUAGCGGAUUGAAAGAUGGCUCGCACACUUUGAAGAUAUCUAAUGAGAAUGAGAGAAAUCAAGAUCAAUACCCUGAUUAUAUGUGGUUAGAUAUUGAUUCUGUUGCUGUCAGUGGUACAUUGAUAAAUGCCGGAAAUUCAUCGGACUCAACUUCGUCUACGAUAUCUUCAUCAUCUUCUCUUCCGGGAUCAAGCUCCACCCAAUCAGAAUCUGCAGAAUCAUCUGAUGUCGUCUCCGGACAAUACUCGGCGACCAUAUCUUCAGUUGCAAUCACAUCUACAGCCUCAGAUACACCGACUGUCACUUCCGUCACUUCUUCUAGAUCGUCUUCUCUGACUGACGAAUCCACCGCAGUGGGAGGUGAAAGAAAUGACACAGAUAGAAGAACGAUCACACUCGCUAUCUCAAUUCCGGUGAUUGUCAUUUCUUCUUUAGUGAUUUUAAUUUUUUUAGGAUUAUGGUAUAAAACACGAAGGAAAAGGAAACAAGGCGAAUGUAAUCGUUAG